Messenger RNA from Perca fluviatilis (European perch), 2523 nucleotides. It is a transcript of the gene spata1, whose product is annotated as spermatogenesis associated 1. The transcript is spliced from 12 exons. The record is from RefSeq and is a predicted model, not a curated record. The coding region runs from base 873 to 2480 and encodes 535 amino acids. NCBI's taxonomy places the organism in Eukaryota, Metazoa, Chordata, Actinopteri, Perciformes, Percidae.
AUGCUCUAAAUUCAGAGCAAUGAAAGGGAAAUGUGUAGAUUUCACGUUUGUUUGUGCUUUGGUUAAUUUAUUUGCCAAAAGUUGUCUUAUAGUGUACUUCAGUUUUGUUAUGAUUGUCGACGUAAUUCAUAUUGUCUGGUCGCUCUAAACCUCACAUCAAAAACACGACUAGGCUUUGAAAAAAAAGAAAAGAAAAAAAGAGAAUUCUCGUCAAUCUUACAUUUACGACAACUUCCAGUGUACGCGAAAGCAGCAUCAAUAGAUCAAUAGAAAUUGCGGCCUAUAGUGGCGAUAAAGUAUUAUCACACUCAGACAAAAUAUCCAGAUAUUCAAGAAGAACUUGAGAAAUCUCUCGACAUAAAAGCCUGAAUGUUAUCAAUAUAAUGUGACUUUUCUAAAAUUAUUUAGUAUGCAGAAGUUAUGUAAGUAGGCUAGUCAACAAUAUAACGUAAAAUAGGAUCACAUGUUGCCUUGGCUACUAAAACUAUAAAGGCUUAACAUAGGCUGAUUCCCUAAAUUCAUAUUAUACUUCAACGCAAUAAUAGUGUGAUAUAAAUCAAACACUUCAUUCCAACAUUUAACCUUCGGAAAAAAAACUGUACAUGCUGCCUGCCGAUGAAACCUGUAGGACUGGUGACCACAGAUUGGAUUAGCAGAUAUUUUUUCUGCAGCAGUUGUCAUCACCAGCACCAGAGCAACCACCGCUGGCACUCUCAUAAAAGAAGCUCCACUGGGCUACUGUGUUGGAUUGCGCCAGAUUGUCACUGAGCAGUCCGCGACGUCGCAGCAAAAAAAGCAAUUAAGGCUCCCUGCGAUAAAGCUGACGGAAAUCUAACGGUUUCUCUGCUUCUCCUUGCUGAGCUGCGCUGAUAAUGGAGCUGUCCUGUGAGUCCGUGAGGUAUCCUGAGGACAGAAGACCGGCCAGUUGCAAGUUCGUGGAGCUCCAUGUGCUGUAUGUGCCAGAUGACCAGUGGAAUAUGAAGCUUAAUAAAGUCCCUGCUGAAGCCAUAGAGAACUUCAUAUCUGCCGGCUUUAUCAGGGUUUAUCCUGACAUCACCUUGAAAACUCUGAGAAGCGAGCUGGGAGCUCUUCUUGGUGCUGAGAGGAGCAUCAACAAAUUCUCCUUCCUGAAAUGUGUGGGGCGCAGUUUGGCACUGGUCAAGAGCACACAGGAGAGGGAUCUGAAAGUGAAAACCUUUGCUCCACCGUAUGCCCCACAGCCAGAGCUUUACCUGCUGCCCACUGUGGAGAAUGACAGCAGUGUUUGCUCCCAGUCUCUCAGCCCAGACACCAGCAGCAGCUCUCCAGACCACCAGACCUAUUACCAACCUCCCAAGACGUGCAGCCUGUCAGCAGGAACAAAGGAGCCUGUUAAAUUCCCCCUUAUCCCCCAGUGUUCCCAUCAGCCACCUCCCACCCCCAGCCUUGAAGAGGAGGAGGAAGAUGAGGAGCAGAGCUAUAAUUCUUCAGAGGCAGAAGCAGAAAAUGAAGAGGAGAAUAUCUCUUCCAACAAGUUAGAGUGGGCAGAGCAGGAAUGUUGCCCAAGGAAGCCUCUGAAUCAAAGGGCCCCACAGCCAGUUUCACGGAAUAAAGGGUGUGAAGCUGAUUCAGCUCAGGUGAAGGAGUCGCCAGAAAAAAAAGAAACCUGCAGAAAGAAGAAACAGUACCACAGACAGAACAGAGCGGCCAGAGAUUUAGGAGUCGCCCAGUCUCUGGAGGACAGAGAUUCAGGCUUCUCCCUCACAGAUGGGCUCGGGAAACCAAAAGAUGUACAUGCACUGAAGUCCAUCAGGAAUAAACCAACAAGUGGAGUGACAGAAAGACCAGCUGUGUUGUCUCGGUCUGUUGGGCUUACCUCCCCUCCUUCAGGACUAGACUUGGCCGUGGUCACUCAAAAAACGACUGCCUCUCCUGUCUUUCACACAAACAGAGAGGAACUGAUCGAGGAAAUCAAGCUGGUGAGGGACGAGAGAAAGCAGCUGGAGUGGACAAGGCAAGAGUUGCUAAGAAAGGGGAAAGAUUUGUUGGCUCAAAAUCGACACCGCAGGAACCAAGCACGUGACAGCUGGAAGAAGAAAUACUUUGAAACCAAGAAAGCCACAGCACCACUGGAGGAAAAUCUGAGAAACUUACGACAGGAGUUGGAGACAUUUUACAACAAACUGUUGCACCAGCUCCAGGCCAGAGACAACAGAGGGAAGCCAAGACGACAGGGCAGAUCUUCCAUAAAGAAUGAGCUCAUCAUUCAGAUCAUGACAGAGAGCCAUGAGAUUGACAACCUGAAGAGGAAGGUAGAGGAUGCCAAGAUGAAGCUGGUAACAGAGAUAAAGUUGAGAAAGCAGGCUGCCACAGAGCUGAGGGCCCUGAAGGCUGAGCUGGCCCAGAAGAAGAGCCAGUCCUCUCAUCCUGGUCCCACAUCCUCUCUGUGUUUUGGAAAUACCACACGGGACAGACCGCAAAUUCAAAGCACCUCAAUCUAAUUCAGUACAUACAGAACUGAAUAAAACCUUUGCUGGGACAGCA